AAAUAUCUUAUCUACAUGUGAGAGGUGUGUGGUACAGAUUACAUUUUUUUAUUAGUUUUUUAGUUCUUAUAUAUUCAUUUGUAUUAUUUGUGUUCAAUAAUAUGGGUAAAGCAGCAAAUGAAGAUAAUAUGGCAGCCAAAAGAAAAUAAUCGAAUCAAAAUCAAUUCCGAUGGUGCUUCCUUGCCAACAUUGACAAAGGGAGAACUUAGUGGUGUUGUACGUGGCUCUCAAGGUCAGUUCAUUGCUGCUUUUGCUCACUUCAUUCAACAGGUUAGUUCUGCCAAACAUGUGGAGCUAUUAGCCAUUAGGGAGGGUCUUGAUCUGGCACAACAGAUGCAAAUGUCACAGGAGGACCUAAGAGGUCUACAAGGUGUCCAGAUCAUUCUCGCUCCUAGAACUUGCAACCAGGUUGCUCACAGACUAGCAAAUAUCGGCUUUGAAUCCACUCAGAAAGAAGCUUGGUUCACUCAAGCUCCUAGUUGUAUUAGUGACUUACUUCAACAUGAUUGUAACCAGCAGAUCUAGUCUCUCCUUUUAAUGAAAUUUUCUUCAUUUCAAAGAUAAAAAAUAAAAAAUAAUAUGGGUAAAAUAUGGAUAAAACAUA
Rosa chinensis is the source of this 604-nucleotide messenger RNA. RefSeq lists its product as uncharacterized. NCBI's taxonomy places the organism in Eukaryota, Viridiplantae, Streptophyta, Magnoliopsida, Rosales, Rosaceae. The transcript has 2 exons. Gene Ontology annotation, molecular function: RNA-DNA hybrid ribonuclease activity; nucleic acid binding. Bases 118 to 525 code for a protein of 135 amino acids. The record is from RefSeq and is a predicted model, not a curated record.